Dioszegia hungarica is the source of this 525-nucleotide messenger RNA. Its product is annotated as 3-hydroxyanthranilate 3,4-dioxygenase. Lineage: Eukaryota; Fungi; Basidiomycota; Tremellomycetes; Tremellales; Bulleribasidiaceae. The record is from RefSeq and is a predicted model, not a curated record. The coding region runs from base 1 to 525 and encodes 174 amino acids. The transcript is spliced from 3 exons. Gene Ontology annotation, cellular component: cytoplasm. Gene Ontology annotation, biological process: 'de novo' NAD+ biosynthetic process from L-tryptophan; quinolinate metabolic process. Gene Ontology annotation, molecular function: iron ion binding; 3-hydroxyanthranilate 3,4-dioxygenase activity.
AUGCUACCACCAGCCAUCAACUUCCCCGCCUGGAUCGCAGAGAACCAGCAUCUCCUCCAGCCGCCCGUGGGCAACAAGUGCCUCUUCAAGGGGGAGAACUUUAUCACUAUGAUUGUUGGCGGGCCCAAUACCCGGGUGGACUUUCACGUGAAUACGACGGAAGAGUGGUUUUAUCAGUAUAAGGGGGGGAUGGUGUUGAAGGUCGUGGAUGAGGGGAAGAUUAGGGAUAUCAAGAUUGGGGAAGGGGAGAUGUACCUCUUGCCUGCAAACACACCUCACUCGCCAAGAAGAGUCAAAGAUACGAUCGGGAUCGUGCUUGAGAUGGUCCGGCCCGGAGAAGCAGUCGACACGAUGCGGUGGUACUGCCCCAACCCCGCACAUGAUGGCGACCUCGUCCUCAUCAAAGAAGUCACCUUCCACUGCUCUGACCUCGAUACUCAGCUCAAGCCGGUCAUCAAUCAGUGGAUGGAGGAUGAGAGCUGGAGGAAGUGCGAGAAGUGCGGUGAGGUCGCGCCGGCCAAGUAG